Molecule: messenger RNA, 1771 nt
Organism: Myripristis murdjan (pinecone soldierfish)
Lineage: Eukaryota; Metazoa; Chordata; Actinopteri; Holocentriformes; Holocentridae
Product: zinc finger protein 771-like
Exons: 2
Coding region: 158-1396 (412 amino acids)
Biological process (GO): regulation of transcription by RNA polymerase II
Molecular function (GO): RNA polymerase II cis-regulatory region sequence-specific DNA binding; DNA-binding transcription factor activity, RNA polymerase II-specific
Source: RefSeq, a predicted model, not a curated record
GUGUGAAUAAGGUAAAAGUGUCAACAAGUAAAACAGGCGGCGCAAGACUUUCGCCUCCUCUCUGCUGCCGUGCUGCUCGACCUCUGAACCGGAAUGAAAACAGUCGCCGGAGCGGCUCUGGUGUCUCUCCCCUGUCCGGGCAGCAGGAAGCAGGACGAUGCCGCCGCUGCAGCUGCUGAGGCUGUCGGUCCAUGAGCGGAUCAGCGCCGCGGCUGCAGACUUUCUGUUGCUGCUGGAAAAGGGAGGAGAAGCGGCUGGAGGCCCGCGGCUCAGAGCGCUGCUCACCGAGCGGCUGACGGCGGCCGCCGAGGACAUUUUCAGGCUGUUGGAGAAAACCGUGGAGGAGUGCGAACAGAGAGCUGAGCGUUCAGAGCGAGAGAGGAGGCUGCUGCACAUCCUGCUGCAGCCGGAAGUCAAGCUGCACAGAGCAGUGAUGUGUAAAGAAGAGGUUCCCCCUGAGAGGCAGCAGCAAACCCCCAGUCUCGACCAGCAGGAGCCAGAGCCCCCCUACAUUAAAGAGGAACAGGAGGAGCUCUGGACCAAUCAGGAGGCAGAGCAGCUUCAGUUCCCAGUCACUGCCGUUCCUGUGAAGAGUGAGGAAGAUGAAGAUGAAGAUGAAGAUGAAGAUGAAGCUCAGCUCUCACAGCCUCAUCGAGAACAUGGAGAGAUGAAAACAGAAGCUGCAGCAGAGGAACCAGCCGCUGAUUUGCAGCUCCCGUCGUCUCGCUCCUCUGAGGCCGAGACUGAGGACAGCGAGGACUGGGAGGACACCGCAGAGCCUGGGCCUGGUUCAAACUCACAGAACAAACUCGUGUUCUGUCAAAACAGAUCUGAUGUUGUGGAGAGACCGUCUUCCUACACCGCCAGAAAUGACAAAGGAGAGAAAAUAUGGAUUUGUUCUUUUUGCGGCAAAAGCUCGAAAUAUCAAACGACCCACAAAAGACACAUCAUGAUGCACAAGGAGGAGAAGCCGUUUAGCUGCUCCGUCUGUGCCAAGUCAUUUGUCUGCAAAGGAAACCUGCAGAAACACAUGAGAACCCACACAGGAGAGAGACCGUUCAGCUGCUCCGUCUGCGGCAAAGAUUUUACACUGAAACGAAACUUGGAGAGACACACGAUGAUCCACACCGGAGAGAAACCGUUCAGCUGCUCCGUCUGCGGCAAGCGGUUCAUCGAUAAGCCCGACUUCAGCCGCCACAUGAGGACCCACACCGGAGAGCGGCCCUUCAGCUGCUCCGUCUGCGGGAACAUGUUCAAACACAGCUGCGACCUGAACAAGCACAUGACCGUCCACACCGGAGACAAACCGUUUAGCUGCUCAGUGUGUUGCAAACGUUUUUCUUGUAAGAGUAACGUUAAAAAGCACAUGAGGAUCCACACAGGAGAGAAAGCAUGAGGCCGCUCAGUUUGCAGCAAAAGUUGCCUGAAGGACAGAAGGACCAGCAGUGGUCUUUUCAGCUGUAAUAGAUUGAAACGCAUCUGAACGCAGCCUCAUUACAACACAACAGAUCUGACCCAGCAUCAGUGGUCUUACGUUUAAUCAAAUACAUCCUACAAUUGUAAAUAUACUUGACUUUUUUUCAUUCUAACUAGAAAUCAUAGUUGGCCUUAAAUAUUAGUUAUCAAUAUCCUGGUUUACUAAUUAUUGGUAUGGAUACCGGUCGAUCUGUAGUAUGUACAUGUGUGAGAGAAUGAAAGAAUCAUGUGUAUAAAGACAAAUUAAUGUGUGGAUGCUUUAAGUUUCCUUUUUUUUUUUUUUUUUACUAUAAAC